Messenger RNA from Colletotrichum gloeosporioides, 1065 nucleotides. Its product is annotated as Alternative oxidase. Gene Ontology annotation, cellular component: mitochondrion. NCBI's taxonomy places the organism in Eukaryota, Fungi, Ascomycota, Sordariomycetes, Glomerellales, Glomerellaceae. The coding region runs from base 1 to 1065 and encodes 354 amino acids. Gene Ontology annotation, molecular function: alternative oxidase activity. The record is from RefSeq and is a predicted model, not a curated record. The transcript is spliced from 4 exons. Gene Ontology annotation, biological process: alternative respiration.
AUGCUUUCAUCAAGAGCAUCAACCAAACUUUGCGCGCCUCGAACCGGCGCAGCCCAGCUCGUCCGGGCAGCAGCAACCACUUACAAAAUCGGCGCCUCCUCCUCACACACCCUCUACUACCCAGCAAGCCUCCGAAUCCAGCAGCAGCAGCACAGCAACUUCUCGACGACGCCCGCCGCCCAGCUCCGGGACUUCUUCCCCGCCAAGGAGACGGAGCAUAUCCGCACGACCGCGCCGGCAUGGCCGCACCCGGGGUACACGGAGCAACAGAUGCGGGACAUCGUCCCGGAUCACCGCGUGCCACGCACCGUCGGCGACUGGGCCGCGUGGAAGUUUGUCCGUCUGGCCAGGUGGUGCAUGGACAGAGCCACGGGCCUGGGCGCGGACCAGCAGGUCGACAAGAAGAACCCGACCACGGCGUUGACUGCCGACAAACCGCUCACCGAGGCGCAAUGGCUGGUGCGGUUCAUCUUUCUCGAGAGUAUUGCCGGAGUCCCGGGCAUGGUCGCCGGCAUGCUUCGUCAUCUUGGUAGCCUGCGGCGCAUGAAGCGCGACAAUGGCUGGAUCGAGACUCUCCUGGAAGAGAGCUUCAACGAGCGCAUGCAUCUCUUGACCUUUAUGAAGAUGUCAGAGCCGGGCUGGUUCAUGAAGACCAUGAUCCUUGGCGCUCAAGGCGUUUUCUUCAAUGGCAUGUUCUUGUCGUACCUGGUCUCGCCCAAGAUCACCCACCGUUUCGUCGGGUACCUUGAGGAGGAGGCCGUCCACACGUACACCAGGUGUAUCCACGAGAUCGACCAGGGCCUGCUGCCGAAGUGGUCCGACCCCAAGUUCGAGAUCCCCGACAUUGCGGUGCAGUACUGGAAGAUUCCAGAGGGGCACAGGACGAUGAAGGAUCUGAUCAUGUACAUCAGAGCUGAUGAGGCUGUCCAUCGUGGCGUUAAUCACACUCUGAGUAACCUCAACCAGAAGGAGGACCCGAACCCCUUCGUCAGCGAAUACAAGGACGGCGAGAAACCCAACGCAGCGCUGAAGGCUCAGGGUUUCGAGCGGGAAGAGGUUAUCUGA